AAAACUCAACAUAGAUGGAGUUACAUAUUGAUUUCCAUCGGUUCUAAUUUCUCUGGAUCCCGAAUAUAUCUUGACAAUAACCUCUCAACGAUUCAAUUGUUAUAUCUUUUACGUAAUAACGGAUUGUAUUGACAACGAAGUGAUUAAAUAAAUAAUUUUGUAAAAAAUUAUCUACGUAUUAUUAAAAUGUAUCAAUUCAAACCACUUGAAUUUAAUCGGCAUUUUGCGAAGAGUAUUUCACGCCCAGAAGGUAGAGUAAGCUCAACAAUUUACAGUAAUGGCAAUGAUUUGUACAUCUUCGGUGGAAUGGGUACAGUAACAGCUUUUUUUCGUCAAUUUGAUAAUCAGACUGCUCCUCUAGAAAUGAACAUUCUUAUUAAAGAUACGUGGAGUUAUAAUUUGUCUUCAAAAGAAUGGAAAUUGUUGAUGAAUAAAGACAAAAUUAAUUUAUCAGAUAAUCUAAUGCAGAGAAUAAUCGGUGUAAUGUAUGAAAAAAAUUUUCUGAUUAUUUGCACUUCUCACUUUAAUUUUGAUGAUAUACAUCCAAGUUUGAAAUCCUGUUUACAUAUAUGUGAUUUGAAAAACAAAAGUGUUCUUGUUCAUAAUACAAGCGGAGAGAUACCAGAACAUUCAACAGCAAAAAAUAUGAUUCGCCAUGAAAAUUUUUUAUACACAGUACAAUUUGAUAAAUUUGGAGAAGACAACUUUACUGUCUAUCAGCUGAACACCAACACUCAAGUAUGGAAAAUUGUGUAUAAAAGCGAAGAGUUCGAGAGUCGUCUUCUGAAUUCAUCUCUACCUACUUUAGUUUACAAUGGAAAAUCAAUUCUUAUAUUUGAUAAACAUUUUGUUCUGGAUGAGGCAAUGGCGAUAAUUCCUUUUGAUACGAUUCCGCAGUUUGAUUUAAAAGAAUUUACCUGGAAAAUGGUAAACACUCAUGGAGAUGAAAGCAAAGUAGUACAUUUUCCAGAAAAAAUAUUGGAUUACAAUGUAACUCAGUACAGGAAUCCACUAACUGGUGAUAUGAAUGCCAUUUUAACAGGGGGAUAUAGUAAGAGUAAUGGUAUUUAUAGUGAUGUAUGGAAACUAAAUCUCACAAGUUUCAAAUGGAAAUACUUAGGAUUGAUGCCGUCUGAAAUAGGUGAUAAACAUUCUACGACCGUUUCACCUUAUGGUCAGUUAUUUGUCUUUGGAGGAGUAAUAAGAAACUCGAACGGUGUCGAUACAUGUUCAUCUGCGGUUUAUUCAACCUGGCUUUCUAUUCCGAAGUUAGAAGAUAUUUGUUGGCUAGCUGUUCUGCACUAUUAUCCGAAUUUAGCUUUAAAAACUAAAGAAGAAGUAAUGUCACUUGGAAUCUCAUGGAAAAUAUUCCAAUCACGUGUUCAUUAAUUUCAUUACUUGAUUCCAUAUAAUCUUUUACAUACUUUAAUGUUAUUUAAAAAAUUUUAAUUAUUUUCUCAUUUACACGAA
This is a messenger RNA of Cotesia glomerata, 1470 nucleotides long. Its product is annotated as kelch domain-containing protein 10 homolog. Gene Ontology annotation, molecular function: protein binding. Bases 187 to 1389 code for a protein of 400 amino acids. The record is from RefSeq and is a predicted model, not a curated record. Gene Ontology annotation, biological process: positive regulation of stress-activated MAPK cascade. NCBI's taxonomy places the organism in Eukaryota, Metazoa, Arthropoda, Insecta, Hymenoptera, Braconidae. The transcript is spliced from 3 exons.